GGAGCGUCUUUCACUUGCUGGCGGGGAGCCACCCCCACUCCGGGCCCUAUAAAUACCUCUGUCGUCCUCUUCUCGCACCCCACCUCAAGUCCCCGGGGCCAACCAGACUCGCUCUUCACCAUGGCGUUCUCCCUCUGUGUGCUGUUCACUCUCGCUUCUGUCGUUUCAGGUCACGUGGCCCACCCGACCCUGGGCCGGGGCGAUGGUUUUCCCUUCAUGUGGGAUGACGCGGCCUCCACCCUGGACGAACUUAAUGCCAAUGACACCGCCAUCUUCAUGGACGCCUUCCACUAUCUCGACAGGCUGUCCAUGUUCAAGAUGGUGUUAGAAGGAACCCAUAAAUGCUUUGACAGCUUUGCCCCCAACAAUACUGCCAACAUCUAUUGGGGAUUUACCAUGUGCUUGAAUUGGUUGCUCGCCACAGGGAGAUCAGCAGACCCCACUGGUCACUCAACUUGUGCCCUUGCCCAUGGAGACCCCAUGUGCUUCGCUGAAGAGUCCUGGUGGAACUGCAUCAAAUACAACCAAGCUGUCACUUCCUUCUUUGCGGCAAAGAAAGCCGGCGUAUUUGGUGAUGUGAACAAGACCAUCGUAUUGGUGAAGCCCAAAGAAGCAAACUCACCUUACUGCAGUAGUGAAGAAGAGUGCCAAGCCGCCUACCCCGACGUGAUGGCUGGGUACUUGGACUAUUUCAACUAUUUAAUGUCCCUUGAGAAGACCAGUGAAUCCAUAGACAUGGACAAAGCCCAGCUGCUGCUAUGGAAAGCCCACGUAACCAGCAUGGAGAACUCAGCUGCAGUCUGCACCUCAAGACUAAAGAAUUACAACAACAAUGAGCGCCAGUUGGAAAAGGACUACCUUAUCAGCUUGCUCUACUUAGCCGCCACCAAUUACCGGACAAAUUUUACCGAAACAAUGAAGUUCAUCAGGGACAUGCCUCAUCGCCAGCUCAGGUUUGGGGAUGUCGCCCCGUUCAUUCCCGACAUGGACAUGAAGACAAAUAACUUCUUGGUGGCACUUCAUGGAUUUUACUCUGUUCAUUCCCUUUCAGGUGGCUCCUCACUGACCCAUUGGAGGAACCUCAUGAAUAGCCCAGUUUCGAGAGAGAUGGCCCGAGACAUGCUGUAUUUGAUUCUGGCUGGCACACCUCUAGACAUUCCAGUUGAGAUGGCUAAAAUGGGGAUCCCCACUCACGUCUGAAACUUCACAUCCUCCAACUCAGUCUCCACUUAGCCCCGUCUGUGCCUUUCUUCAGCUGAAUUAUUAAGAUGAUGACCACCACAGGAUUUGUAGAUCUGAUUCUUGACUAAUUAAAAGCGCUGCAUGUC
Molecule: messenger RNA, 1328 nt
Organism: Tachyglossus aculeatus (Australian echidna)
Lineage: Eukaryota; Metazoa; Chordata; Mammalia; Monotremata; Tachyglossidae
Product: protein LEG1 homolog
Exons: 6
Coding region: 121-1200 (359 amino acids)
Source: RefSeq, a predicted model, not a curated record